AGUCUUAUGGAGCUUACUGAAGUUGCCAUGGCAGCAUGUUUUCUACAUGUUUUGUUACAAACCGCCACUCCUCGAAACUACAGUGGAAAGGCUGCAAACUGUAAAGAAACGUAGAUCCUAACUAACCAAUUAGAUGCAAGUAUGGCCCAACAGGUUGACGUUUGAAAAAGUUGCAUCACACUGAAGUGCAGCAUCACAGCAGAUGACUCAGCUGAUACAAACUGGACUACGGAGGGCGACGACCUGUUGAGGAGGUCAAAACAAGCAGAUCCACCCGCUUGUUUUGUGUGUAAGUGAGCUGAUUAAACAUUACACGUGACUUCUGCCGGCGUGCAGCCGUAACCAUGUCGGACAUUACGAUCAACACGUGCCCUGUUGAUGAUGUUUCAUCAGGAAGGACCCCGCCGGGGAAACGAAAGAGGAAAAACAAAUGGUUCUUUAAAAAGAUGCGAUAUUUGGAGAGGAAGGGCUACGUGGAGGACAGACACAAAUACAACCACGGGAUGGGACAGUCCAGAUCCAACCCAACUCCACAGCAGAAUGGAGCGUCCAGCAGGCAUCCAUCGCUUCCCGCUUCCACACAAAACAAAAGUUUACCUCAUGCAGGCAGAGCGGUCAGUGCUUCCCACUGUAGCUCCAAGCCUUCAGCAUCCACACACAGCCUGCCUUCCUUGACUGUCACUGUGAUGAACCGAGGCAGCCACGAAACGCCAAAGGGACCUGUGAACUCAAGAUCAAUAACCACCACCCCCACCCCUACCCCCAGCACCUCAGGGGCAAGCAGCCAUAAACCCACCGCCGCGCUCCCCGCUGGCCAAACAUCAGCGGGACUCCCUACGAAGUACCUCGCUGUAGACUGUGAGAUGGUGGGCACGGGCCCGAAAGGGCGCAUCAGCCAACUCGCGCGCUGCAGUAUAGUGUCCUACGAAGGAGACGUGGUUUACGAUAAAUUCAUCAACCCCUCCAUGCCUGUCACCGACUACCGCACCCGGUGGAGCGGCAUCCGGCGCAAAGACCUGGAGAAGGCCACGCCGUACCCCGAGGCCAGGAAGGAGAUACUGAGGCUGCUCAUGGGGAAGGUGGUGAUCGGCCACGCCAUCCACAAUGACUUCAAGGUCCUCGGUUACUCUCACCCCGCUGCCUUGACCAGAGACACAUCUCGAAUCCCGCUGCUCAACAGGAAGGCCGGCUUUGCCGAGAACGAGUGCGCCUCACUGAAGAGACUCACGAAGGCCAUUUUCAACCGUGACAUCCAGACCGGGAGGAAGGGCCACUCUUCUGUGGAGGACGCCAGAGCCACUAUGGAGCUUUACAGAGUGGUGGAGGCGGAGUGGGAGCGGACGCUGGCCUCUAAAUCGCAGGCCAGUUAGUGCCAGAUUUGAGGAGAAAACACGGAAAUAAACAGGUUUUAAAUGGA
Thunnus maccoyii (southern bluefin tuna) is the source of this 1417-nucleotide messenger RNA. RefSeq names its product interferon stimulated exonuclease gene 20-like 2 (gene isg20l2). Gene Ontology annotation, molecular function: 3'-5'-RNA exonuclease activity; nucleic acid binding. The record is from RefSeq and is a predicted model, not a curated record. Gene Ontology annotation, cellular component: nucleus. Bases 345 to 1370 code for a protein of 341 amino acids. The transcript is spliced from 5 exons. Lineage: Eukaryota; Metazoa; Chordata; Actinopteri; Scombriformes; Scombridae.